Drosophila gunungcola (fruit fly) is the source of this 1790-nucleotide messenger RNA. RefSeq names its product GPI mannosyltransferase 2 (gene PIG-V). Bases 199 to 1557 code for a protein of 452 amino acids. The record is from RefSeq and is a predicted model, not a curated record. Gene Ontology annotation, cellular component: endoplasmic reticulum membrane; mannosyltransferase complex. The transcript has 2 exons. NCBI's taxonomy places the organism in Eukaryota, Metazoa, Arthropoda, Insecta, Diptera, Drosophilidae. Gene Ontology annotation, molecular function: GPI mannosyltransferase activity; alpha-1,6-mannosyltransferase activity. Gene Ontology annotation, biological process: GPI anchor biosynthetic process.
UCUGGUCACAUCAUGCUCUGUUUUUCCGGGCUCUUGCCCAAAAAUAUUACAAAAUAGAAAUUGCAUCUUGAAACAAAUGUCACCGAACGUGGAACUGGCUUGAAUAGCACCCGUGAAGCUAAAGCCUCUUUCUCCCGCCGCAGGAGUGUCCCUACCAGGAAAUCAGUCUCCGUUACCGAAGUGGUGAGAAACCGAAAGAUGACACAGAAGGUAACCAAGCUGGCGCUGGCCAGUCGCCUCAUCGUGCUCCUUGUCCAACUGGUGGCCAAUGGAGCCCUGCCGGAGCACAGGCCUGAUGUAUUCCGAGCGCCAAUCUCAAAUGAGCAGAAGGGCUGCUGCGAGUGGAUAGACAAGCUGGUAAAGCGCUGCUUGGGCGGAUUGAGGCACUGGGAUGGCGAGUACUUCAUGCACAUAGCCGGAAAUAUGUACACCUACGAGAACACCUUGGCCUUCUACCCACUGUUUCCGGUUGUGGUGCGUCACGUGGCACAGGCACUAGAGUUUGUCGGCCUACCCUUGUCUCAGGAAUCCGUCCUUCUGCUGGUGGCCGUCGCCCUGAACCUCUGGCUCUUCUGCGAGUCGGCUAACCUGCUGUACCAGCUCACCCACCGCAUGUUCAACGACCUCAACAAGAGCUGGAACGCGGCUCUGAUCUUUUGCUUCAAUCCGGCGACCAUUUUCUUCACGGCAGCCUACUCCGAGUCCUUCUUCGCCUACGCCAGCUUCCACUUAAUGCUGGAGUGCCUGAAGCCAACGGAUAAUUUCCGGUUUCUGCGUAUGGGUGCCGCUUUAACCGCCUGCGUACUGUGCCGUUCAAAUGGAUUGAUCACCAUGGGAUUCCCGCUGUACUUCUUUGCCCGCCAGCUGCUGGUCAAGGGCAAGGAACCCACCUCCUGCUGGCAGCGGGGACAGAUGGCUCUAACCCUUCUGGCAGCCGUGGGCAUUCUGCACACCUACUAUUUCUACAUCUACAGACUGUACUGCCUGCCCUCGACGUCGGAAGACCAUCCUCAACACAUUGUUGACUACGCGGAUAAGCGAAAGUACCUAAUGUCUGGUCAGGGAUCCGAAGGAUCUCCCUGGUGCCAGUACACGCUGCCCUUCCCGUACACCUACGUGCAAUCGCACUACUGGGAUGUGGGUUUCCUGCGCUACUACAAGUGGAAGCAGUUCCCCAACUUCCUGCUGGCCCUGCCCAUGCUGAGCUUCAUGCACUGGCAUUGCUACACUUACCUGCGGGACUUCAUCAAGGUGUUUAGGGCGAAGGUUGCCACGCCCUCUCUCUACCGGGAACUGGUAAAGGAGCAUAUUGCAUUCCCCUUCGUGCUGCACGCUGCCUUCCUCACCCUCGUCUGCACCGUUUACGUGCACAUCCAGGUGUCCACGCGGCUCCUUGCCUCGGCCACUCCUGUGUUCUACUGGUUUGCCGCCGACCACAUGCCCAAGACGCUGGCCCAGCUCAGGCUGCGCUCCAAGGCGGGAGCUCUCUUCGUAUGGUGCACCACCUACAGUUUUGUGGGAACUGUGCUGUUCAGCAACAACUAUCCCUGGACGUGACUUAUGUAAUGGAAGAGGAGCUGGAAGAGUAGCUGGUUGCCAAAGAGACUGUUCAUCCGCAGGGAUUGCUUUUUAGUGUGUAAAUAAUCGUCCAAGUUUUCUAAAUUUAUUUGAGACGCUCAAUAGUAUUGGCUAUUUAAGUAAGUUUCCCAUCGUCUUAACUUUAAAUUUUAAAAAUGGCACAACAAAAAUUAUUGACAAUUUGGUCAAUAUGAAUAAAGAUUUAAAAUUGC